Molecule: messenger RNA, 4155 nt
Organism: Hemicordylus capensis (graceful crag lizard)
Lineage: Eukaryota; Metazoa; Chordata; Lepidosauria; Squamata; Cordylidae
Gene: PPIF
Product: peptidylprolyl isomerase F
Exons: 6
Coding region: 1-813 (270 amino acids)
Biological process (GO): protein folding; cellular response to hydrogen peroxide; protein peptidyl-prolyl isomerization
Cellular component (GO): mitochondrion
Molecular function (GO): peptidyl-prolyl cis-trans isomerase activity
Source: RefSeq, a predicted model, not a curated record
AUGCGCACCGAAGGCUUUUCAGUCCCGGCGCGCCUUCUACGUGGAUUCGUGCGUUGGCUUGCUGUAGUAGCCGCUCCGAACUUUGGCUCCGCUUCCACCCUCGGGACCCUCUUCGUCUGCCGCCUCGCGCCUACAGUCGCAAUGCUGGCGCUGAGCUCGGCUCGCCGCUCCCUGCUGCUCCUCUUGCAGCAGCCUCAGCACUGCCGGGCCGCCGUCGCCGCUGGGGAGCUGAUGUUGCUGCGCGUCUCCUCCGCGCGCGUCCUGAGCCCAGCCCCCAGCAGCCGAGCCUGCAGUGGCCAGAGGAGCGACGGCGAAGAUGACAACCCUUUGGUCUACCUGGACGUGGGAGCCGACAACCAGCCCCUGGGGCGAGUCGUCUUGGAGCUGAAAGCUGAUGUCGUGCCAAAGACAGCAGAAAAUUUUAGAGCUCUUUGCACUGGAGAAAAAGGUUUUGGAUACAAAGGAUCCGUAUUUCAUAGAGUGAUUCCUUCCUUCAUGUGCCAGGGUGGCGACUUCACUAAUCACAAUGGCACAGGAGGAAAAUCUAUAUAUGGCAGUCGAUUUCCCGAUGAAAACUUCAUCCUUAAACAUGUUGGACCAGGUGUCCUCUCAAUGGCCAAUGCUGGGCCCAACACAAACGGAUCACAGUUUUUCAUUUGUACAGCCAAAACGGAUUGGUUGGAUGGAAAGCAUGUGGUGUUUGGCCAUGUGAAGGAAGGGAUAGAAGUUGUGAGAAAAAUUGAGAGCCUUGGCUCCAAGAGUGGGAAGCCUUCUAAGAAGAUAGUCAUCACUGACUGUGGCCAGUUGUCCUAAUUCAAACUGCACCCACCUCACCGGAGAAUCUAGAAUGCAAAAAGGAAUAAAUGUGAAUAACUGCACAUUUCUCAUGUGAAUUUGAACUCUGUACAAAGAGCGCAACCCUUUGAGCCAUGAUAAGGGACAAUGAAGUGUGUGAAGAAUUCCAGUUUUGAAAGAUCAUUUUUCAGUCUAAUUUAGUUGUACUACUUUUUAUGUGUAUUUAAAAUCUAAAGGUUCUGUGAAAUGCUUGAUGGAAAAUGGAAGAACAAAGGCUGCAAGCAAACCUAACUAGUAUUUUUGCAACUAAAUAAUUUAAAGGUUUUCUUGUAGUCUAGUUGAGUUAGUACUUGAACUCCUAUUCCAAAUGAAUAUAUUAAUUUUAUUGUCUUAUUUUAUUAUGUCAAAUGUAGGUAGCUAAGUGGUUAACUAUGUUGACUGGAAGUUCAGAUGAUCAGUCAAGAGGAAAACAUUUCCCCCUCGGGUCCAUUCUGUUUGGUAGCAGAUAUAACCCAAUCAACUUAUCACCUUGGAUUUAUAUUAUUGAGGAUAACUUGACAACCAGAAGGGCUAAGGAUCCUUAUUCUGCAAUAAUAUUUCAAUGUGAACUACAUAAAUAGGUUUGGUGAACUUCAGGGUGGAUUGAUUUAAAUUAUUAUUUAAAUCACCAAGAAAAACCUCAGUUUAAAUCAUUGAUUUAAAUCAAGGUUCCCACUGAUACUUCACAUAAUAAACAAUGGUACAAAUCUCAUCACUAAAACAUGUUACUAUACACCUCAAUAGAGCAUUUUCUUCAUCUAGGAGAGUACACUUAGUGUAAUUUUUUAAAGAUGAUUUUUACUAAUUUAGGAAAUAGUAUGUAAUACUUAUUACCUGUGUCAAGCUGCCCUACAUCUCCUUGAUGCACUGCUUACAUCUGACACAUCUCUUUUUACCCAAGGAAGGCAUUACUUCAAAGUGUUCCUCGAUGGGGUGUCUCCUGUGCCCUAAAGCUAUGACCAUUUUUCAGUGGCUAACUGGGGGGCAGUACAGGAAGCUGUACUGAAUAAUGCCUUCCUCCCCCUGCCCUGCAGUGUUCUUCUACUUCACUCCCUUUCCUAUAUAUUUUGUGUCUGUCUUGGCCCAGGCCCACCACAAAGCAACCACCCUACUAUCCAACCUGUGUUUUUGCACAUGAAAAACAGGCUUAGGAACAGAAACUGAAAGCCCAAACAUUUCCAAAAGCAAGAGCUGGUAUGGGCACAGCUAGGCAGACUAGAGCCAUUUUCCUGAGAUGAAUACCCAUGUUUGGUACACAAGUCCAUGUGCAUGAUAGUCAUCAAUACAUUUUUAGAAAACUAUGUGUUAGUGUAGCAUAUUUGUGAUGAGAUUUAAUUUUAACCAUGUUACUUUUUACAUGAGAACUGGAAAUUCUGGUAUUUAGAACUGGUAUUUAGUUUUUAAAAAUCUGAUUUAAAUAAAACUGAUUUUUAAAAAAAAAAAUCAAUUUUUAUCACUUCCUACAACUCCCUGAAUUUUUCCUAUACAUUCAAAUGUUUAGAAAGGAAGAUAGUUAAGUUAACCUUAAGCAACUGAAGCAAAAUUAAUGCUUGUGGCAUAAGAUGUUAAGGCUUGAAUCCUGCCAGUCAGGGGUGGGCAAACCUGGCCCUCCAACUGUUGUUGAACUACAGCUCCCAUCACCCCCAGCCACAAUCUGUGGCUGGGGAUGAUGAGUGUUGUUGUUGUUGUUGUUAUUAUUAUUACAUUUAUAUUACAUACUUCCUCCAAGGAGUCCAGAGCGGUGUACUACAUACUUGAGUUUCUUCUCACAACAACCCUGUGAAGUAGGUUAGGCUGAGAGAGAAGUGACUGGCUCAGAGUCACCCAGCUAGUAUUAUGGCUGAAUGGGGAUUUGAACUCGGGUCUCCCCGGUCCUAGUCCAGCACUCUAACCACUACACCAUGCUGGCUGGGUUGUAGUUCUAAAACAGCUGGAGGGCCAGGUUUGCUCACCAUUAAGGAGACUUUGCUUUAAAAAGUGGGAACUAGCCAAAUCUGCUCCACAGGUAAAUGAACUGUUGAAAUCCAGCAAUGGAAAUGGCUUUCCUUUCAUACAUUUUUGUUCAGCUUUUUUUUUUAAUAUGGAUCCACUGUGACAACUUCUUACUUGAGUGAACUGUUGGCAUUUGCCCCUAAUAUAAUACCUAUGGCUUAUUUUAGGGACGAAACUAGAUUGGAUGUAUCUGCAGGCAUCACCUGUAUCACCAUGUAUCAUGUUAAACCCGUAAUGGCUGAAAGGCUAUUAGGCAUGGAUACAGAAUCAUGCAGGGAAAGGGAAAGUCUGGGCAAUUACCUAUUCCUAACCUCUUAACUUGCUUCACACUCAACUUUCAUCAUGUAAAGAAAACUGAAGCAAGCUGAGAUUAAGAAACCUUGAAGUUGAGCCAUGGCUCAUGUGGGUCCAUCUGCACUAUAGGUGUAUAUGUACUAUGCACAAGCACACACCCCUAGAGUUACCAGAGCUCUUUGUGGAAAGAAGAAAAGAUUAAGCCAGUUUGUGGUAUAGAUAUGUCCUGUACCUCAGGAUAAGUGGACCCACAUAAUCAAUAAAGGGCUGCACAACUUUGACUCGCCUGCAGAUGUUGGACUUCAACUCCCAUUCUCCCUGAAUAUUGGCCUCUGUGGCUGAAGAUGAUGGGAGUUGUAGUCCAAAACCAGCUGGAGGGCUGAAUUUUUGCAGCCCUGAAUAACAUUGUCACUACCUCAAGUAUCUAGUACUAUGUUCAGAGUUCACUGCAAGCCCAUAGUGACUAGAAGUAUUGAGCAAGGACAUGUAAGUGAAAAUUUGUGGGAUUAUCUGUACUUGCAGAGGAAGGUUGCUGAUGACUAUCUGUGAAUUUAUUUACCUCUUAAAUGGCCAUGAGUUUUGCAAUGGAUAAAAGUCCAGCCAAGGUUUGUGGAGCUUACAGUUGCUUGUGAACUAGGCAUGCCUCUGCUAAAGGGAAACUUAACAUCUUACUAAGCUGUUUCUUGGCCUCAACAAAACUACCUUCUUAAUUUUUAAUGUAACCUCAGACUACUAAGCGAUGCACCUAAAUGUUACAGUGAGCAAUUAAAAUGUUGAAACUCUGUUGCCAUGUGAAUGUAUUUCUGUUGCAAAUGGCGUUGUUGCAGGUUGAAAAUUCUGUAUUUUGCACUAGAUCCAUGCAUAUCAUGAAAGGUUGAACAAUGUUUAAGAAAUUAUGCCUCUGUAGUGUUCUUACAUUCUUUGGAGUUUGAAAUAUUCAAUCUAACUUGCUUAGCUUAUGUUCACUAUCAAAAUAAAUUGUAUUUUUGUUACAUGUUCUCUUUAUAUAAAAUACCUUUUUUGUAAGAAUAAGAA